CUUUGGCUAGUCAUAAAGCCAUAAACGGGGAAAUUCCCAGUGUCCGGGAUGGCCAAGAAAAACCGAAUGAAGAGCCUGUUAACGGUUUUUCGGUUUAUGACAUGCAAACGCGUGACUGGCACCCGCUAAUUACCAUGUCUACCUGGUCAAAGGAUCUACCUGGUCGAUAAUAUCCUUUAAAAGGAUCUCACCGUGCAGGUCAGGGCAUCAUUCGCUCUAGAGACAUAGAACCAGCAACACAUCAUGAUUGAUCAGCACAAGUCCAGCCACAAAUCGGAGAAAUCCAGCCGUAAAUCAGGAAAGAAGCAUUCCGACAAACCCCACAAAGUGAAGACCCACGAUCCGCUAAAGAAACAGAAGAAGCGGGCCAUGAAGAAGAUGCGCCGCAAUGCCAAGACCAUCAACUUCCCGUACCAACUCUUCCUAUAUCGCCAGGAACUUAAACGAGCCAGUGCCGACUUCUCCUAUCUCCGGCUUUCGAAGGCCAAGAUACAGCUAACCUCGCAGCUGAUAGCCAAGAAAAUGGGCAGCUGCAAUCCCAUGUGCAGCGUGGAUGAACUCAAGGAACUCAGCCGUGAGGUGCAGUUUCAGAAACGCCUCUGCCAUCAGGUGGAGCGACUGCAGCAAUUCCGGCAACUUGGACUCACCGAGAUGAUACUCAAUGGCAAGAAGACGACCCUGUAAACUGUGGGAUAUUGGAGGGGAGGCUGAUAGGCUGGGGCUAGGCAUUAUGUUAAGUUAGUCGGUAGUUUUUAGGUUGUAAUAUUUUAUCAAAUAAAAUAUCACAUGGAAAGAGCAAAAAACAUCAUUUUUUUAAACUCAUAUUUAGUAU
This is a messenger RNA of Drosophila eugracilis, 832 nucleotides long. RefSeq lists its product as uncharacterized. The transcript has a single exon. Lineage: Eukaryota; Metazoa; Arthropoda; Insecta; Diptera; Drosophilidae. Bases 244 to 684 code for a protein of 146 amino acids. The record is from RefSeq and is a predicted model, not a curated record.